CUGGCCUCCAUUAGAUCAGAUCUCACUGUAUUCUGGCCUCCAUUAGAUCAGAUCUCACUAUACUAUAGAUCACACUGCACAGACGUAGUGAGGGUCACAUGAUGGGUCAAAAGGGUCACAUGACCUGAAGGUGCUCGGGAGCCAAAGAGGAGGAUGGAAAAGCAGUAAGUGUCUGUGUUCAUGGGACGUUAUUGAGUUGUGGCUAGAAGAAGUCAUCACAGCCGUCUGGGCCAUAUGGAGAAGAAAAGGGAAAGCUAAUGACUUCAAUCAGUAUCAUUUUCCCUGGCAAACAAAGCCAGACAGUGGACCACAUCAGAAGCUUGAGAUAGAAACAAAAGAGGCAGGAUGGACCUUUACUCUCCUCUGUCAUCCAGGAGCAGGAUCUCCCUUUGAGAUGACGUAUUGGAACAAUACAUGGGGACUUUUAGGAGGAAUCAGUAGUCCUAUUGAACUCCAUUGAUCUGUGUGCUCAGUGCUCCAUUGAUGAAGCCUGAUCCAGCGAGGGUGACAGGGGCACGGACACCAGGGAACAAAAGGAGCUGACUACAUACAUGAUGGGCUAGAGCGUUACUUGACAUGCAUAUGGUCAAUGUCUAUCAUUCCUUGGCAUCACUCUCAUUGGGAUGUAUCCGGAAGCCUAUCUACAUGUUGAACAUUUAGGCAGCCCUCGAUCUGGAAUAAGUUGCGUGACUUCCAAGUCUUCUGGUGUCACCAGCGGUGGAGUAUCUCAAUGACAGAGAGAGAAAUGAGCUCAUGGAUAAUUUCAGAUUGGAGGGGACGUUAUAUUUAGGACAAAAAUUCAAGCCUUUACAUUACAUCUUGCCAUAUAUCUACUAGGCAAAGAAAAAAGGAGAAAAAAAAAAUUCUGCCUUAUUGUCAAGGUUCAACGCUGGGUACCGGUUGAUCAUGAGGUGGCAACACGUGCUACUUCUUGUGGUCUACUUAGAUCCACUUGGUCUUCUUUAUCAUUGUGAAGCCGCAGCUAAAGCAAAAGGUAACAAGAACCAGGGUCCAUCCAAAAAACCUGCCAACCCUCCCAAAGCGAAGGACCUUAAUGCCACAGCAGUGCCCCUUCCUGUCACCACACGGAAGGUGAAGAACCCAGUUGCACUACCUUACGAGAAGUGCUUGGGCUAUUAUGAUGUCAGUGGUCAAUGGGACAAAGAGUUUGACUGUAACCACACCACUCACCCCUACUGUUGUGGGACAUGUUCUUUACGAUAUUGUUGUGAGCAACGGAACAAAAGACUGGAUCAAAUUGGGUGUAAGAAGCUUAUUUGGGUCGUUACUACCAAACCGAAUGAUGUUAUGGUAGAAGUCGAUGCCUAUGACCCACUUAAUGACAAAACCAACACCACUGUAUAUAUCACCUGUGGGGUAAUCACCUUCAUAUUUAUCGUUGGGAUAUUUGCCAAAGUGACUUACGACAAAGCAAGACGACCACCUCGGGAAAUGAACAUCCACAGGGCACUUGCAGACAUUUUGAUACAACAGGGGCCAAUACCAAUCCCACACUGUGAACGAGAGGCCAUCUCCGCUGUUGACAACUCUCCCAAAGAGAAUACGCCUGUAAGGACUUCAAAAAAUCAGUAUACUCCAGUGCGAACGACCAAGACCAACCAUGGAACAGCCUCUCGGCGUUUCUCUGAUGUCCCCACCAACGUGGAGCCGCACGGCCACCUGAACACCAUAGCAGGACACUAUGGGAAGGAUAUAUAUCGAAGCGGAGGACCGGACCUUCACAAUUUUAUUUCUUCAGGAUUUGUCACCCUGGGAAGAGGACACCUUAAGGCGGGAGCGACAGGCUUUGCCCACUGGAGUCCUGAUGUCAUCAGAAGCUGCAGACGGGACGUGCUCAAGACUCAAGAAAAGACGGGUGACCAUCAGCAAAAUUAUAAUCACCUCGUGCUCAAUAACGCCUCUCAGACACCCACAAACGAAAAGCCACGUGUGAACAAUAUCCUGACCUCUGCCACGGAGCCGUACGACCUGUCCUUCUCCAGAUCCUUUCAGAACCUCUCCCACCUUCCUCCGUCCUAUGAGUCGGCCGUCAAGACCAAUCCAAGUAAAUAUUCCUCUCUGAAGAAAUUAACUGACAAAGAAGCCGACGACUAUUAUUCAAGACGACGGCAUCUCCCCGAUUUGGCAGCUAGGGGAACGCUUCCCCUCAAUGUCAUAAAAAUGACUCAGGAUCAGUCGAACUAUAGAGAGAGGCCAAGAAGACCUGUGCGUGCCAUGUCUCAGGACCGAGUCUUGUCUCCAGACAAGAACAUGCCGGAAGAAGGGUAUGGAUUGCCAUAUGAUCGAAUCCUGUCAGAUGAGCAGCUUCUCUCUGCCGAACGGCUACAUUCUCAAGAUCCUCUUCUGUCACCAGACAAGGCCAUGACCCUCAAGAGGUCUGAUUUUCAAGAGAAGUCCAUGUCAAGAGCCAUUUCCCAAACGGAUGUCUUUGUUUCCACUCCCAUGUUGGAUCGUUACCGGAUGACAAAGAUGCACUCUCAUCCCAGUGCCUCAAAUAACUUAUAUAAUACGUUGGGUCUGAACCAAACUGCUGCCAAACGUCAAGCCUUCGCUUCACGGAGGCACAACACAGUCGAACAGCUGCAUUAUAUUCCCGGACACCACCAACAGUACCGCACAGCUAGCAAAACAGAAGUGACUGUUUGAUUUACAUAAUGUUAUUUGUAGAUAAUCGAUACAGACUGAAGCAGUCCCAGGAUACCACACUACAGUGGCCUUGUGGGCCAAGAAGACCUCUGAUUUUAUGUCACAUUGGUCAACCUCAUGCCCAUUACUCAUUCUUGUCUAAGUCAUAAAUGGUCACAUGAAGCAGAAGAAACUGGAUCCAAAAGAUAGAGGCGUUGAGGGAGUUUUUAAGGGCUUAUCUAUGCUAACACGCUUGGGUUUAUUUGUGGGUCCAUCAAAAUGAGUGAUUUUUAAGGCAGGCUGUGUAGGGAAGAGUUGAUCGACAAUAAGAAUGCGUAUCCUGACUGCUGGAAAGAGCUUUACGGUUGUAGGACAGACAAGGCCAACCAUUAUCUCUGUAUGUAGCAUGUAGUCAACACCUCAACGCCUCACAUCCUUUCAUCAGUCCACCCAGUAUAUGUGUUACCAACAUGGUGAGGUCAUAAAAGUCUACUAGUGUGGUGGAGACGAUUUUAUCUGAAAGAAGGGUCAUCUUUACUGGAAUAUUUAUUAGUGCCUAUAAUCGUCUGCUCUGUUAAUGUAGGAACUAGUCGGGGUGCGUCUCAACAAGCACAAAACUAGAGCCCAUCGUCUAUCCAAUUUUUAUCUUAACCCGCUUUGUAAAUAGAUGUUGGUAGGUAGAUCGGGGAUGGGAUUUCUUCUAGACAAUAAUCAAAUGAUGUCACGAGUCUGUACAAUACUCGACAUGGAUAUUUUGUAACAAAUACUCUCGACCUCACAUGCCUUCCAUCGUGAUGGGAACGUGUACGGGACUCAUGUAACAUAGUCGACUGGAGAAGACAUUUUUGAGUUAGAACCUUUUGUGUGAAAAUUGUAAUGAUUUGGUGCCAUUUUACUCAUCACUAACCACUGUUGUAGACUAUGAGACCAUCGUAUUACUAUUAAUCUAGACUAAUUUUUUAAUACAAAGAUUAUUGACUCGUGAGGUGGGCAUAUGUAGAUUACUCAUAAUGUAAAAAAAAAAAAUAACAUUUUAAAAUUACUUGUAUCUAGAAAAAAAAAAAACACAGUGGGAUCAAACACUCAUUGAAAGUGUAUUUAUCCUAUCAUUGCCCUAAUAUAUUAGCCGCGUGAACAGCCUAAGCUUAUGGGAAAAGAGGCCAUUCUACAUCUCUGUAGAUUUUAAUAAAUAAGUGACCCCUCUCUACAUACUUGUGCCAUAUAUUUCUAAAUGUAAGUCUCAUUUAGAGUUUUUCUAUGUUUUUUAAAAUAAAAAUAAAAAAAAAUAUUUAACCUUAGGUAUUACAGUAAUACCACAUGCACACUCCCAGGCUUGUUACAUUUUUACAAAUAUAUAUAUUAAAUAUUCAGCGCCAUUAAGUUUCUCAGCGGUCAUCUCGCGGUUUCACAUACAUGAACAUUUUCUAGUGGUAUGUGAUCUACAUUGUUUUAUAGACAUAUAUAUGAUAUUACAUUUUGUAAACAAAACUGUAUAAAAAGAGAUAAAAAAAGAAUCCCUUCUGUGCUUUUUAUUCAAGCAAAAACAGGCAGGAGAAUCUCAAGCGACACCUGCAGGCUUCCAGAGGUAUUACAGUCUGUAAAAAUAAAACAAAUUAAAUGUUUUGAAUAAUAAUGUUUUUCUUUUUUUAAUUCUGAAAUAUUUUACUUUAUUGUACUUAAAACUCCAGAACACCAUAAAAAAAAAAAUAAUAAUAAUGGCAUAGAAUAUAACGAUAUUCAGUCUCGGUAAUAGGUUUGUAUGUGAACGGAAAUUAAUCUGAAAAUGUUUUUAAUAUGUCUGAUGGCAAAAAUUGCACAAAUAAGUGUCUUAGGUUAUUAUGUCCUGGUUGGUUAAGUUGAAAAUAAAAAUUUCUUGGUUGAUUUAGCCCUUAGAAUAGUGAAUUUUCCCGUGUUUAACAAAUUAAAUAUUUUUGUAUGUGUGCUCUCGUCUUUCGAGACAGGGUUUACAUUUUAUUGUGAUGCGGUUAAAUUGUAAAAAAAUAAAUAAAAAAAAGCUUUAAAAAAAAACAAAACAAAAGUGAAAAUGUAAAACUAUCAUUUAUAAAAAAAAAAAUACUUAUAUAUUUAAUUAUGAAUUUUACCCAUUUUUAAUUGAACGUCCUUAGCAAAAGUGGAUUGAAAAAUGCAUAAUGUAACAUUCAAAAAUAAACCCUGCAAAAAAUCUUUGAAAAGGGUCCUGGCAAUACAUUUUUGGGGGUGGGGGAAUCAUUCCAUCAAAAACCAGCAAUAAAAUAAGUUAGUUUUUUUUCUUUUAGUUAAAUUCAUGGCUGUAAAAUAAAAUCAUUUUUUUCCGUUCUGGUGAAAUCAGGCAAUUAUAAUAUUUCCUAUAUAGAUAAUAUAUAUAUAUAUUAAGAGAAAUCAGCUGUGACAUAAUCUACAAUGAAAAUUUUAUUCUGCCUUAUUUUAGGCUAGUUUUAGAUGAGAAAAAAGAUUGCCUAUAGAUUUUUUUGGCGUUCAAUAUGCAUUGUCUGUUGUUCUGCUUGUCAUAUAUUACACUGGCAUCUUAAUUUCAUGGUAUACUAAACUUCAGACAUAAAAUGUACAUUUAGAGAAAGCGAAAUGUUUUUGUAAAGGUGUGUAAUAAAUUAUGUAUGAAAUAAAAGGUAAAAUGUU
Messenger RNA from Hyla sarda, 5280 nucleotides. RefSeq names its product shisa family member 6 (gene SHISA6). Gene Ontology annotation, cellular component: postsynaptic density; dendritic spine membrane; postsynaptic membrane. Lineage: Eukaryota; Metazoa; Chordata; Amphibia; Anura; Hylidae. Gene Ontology annotation, biological process: regulation of short-term neuronal synaptic plasticity; regulation of AMPA receptor activity. Bases 907 to 2667 code for a protein of 586 amino acids. The transcript is spliced from 12 exons. The record is from RefSeq and is a predicted model, not a curated record.